AACGUUUCAAGUUCUUCAUACGGAAUUAAUAGGUCUCUGCUCCGGUCUGAUCAGGAAGGAAGACGCCUUCAGAGAGCUAUGGAUAAUCCAUUUGAAGAUGAAAAAAUCCAAAAAAUUAAAGAAAUUAUGACAGCUGAAGGAUCUGCCGCAGCGGCUGCAAAGAUCCAGGAGUGUUUGGAUGAGCAGAAUAAUAUUCCGCUAAAUAUUGGCAUCACAGGAGAGUCUGGUUCUGGUAAAUCCACCUUUGUUAAUGCCUUUAGAGGCGUAGACAACAGGGAUGAAGGAGCUGCUCCAACUGGUUGUGUAGAAACCACCAUGGAGCCUACACCAUACCCCCAUCCUAACUUCCCCAACGUCACACUGUGGGAUCUUCCAGGUAUUGGCAGCCCCAACUUUCUAGCUGACGAAUACCUGCAGCAUGUUGGAUUUAAAAGGUUCGACUUCUUCAUCAUCGUCUCAUGUGAUCGCUUCAAAGAAAAUGAUGUGAAGCUCGCUCUGGAGAUUCAGAAGAUGAAGAAAAAGUUCUACUUUGUUCGCUCGAAGAUUGACGAUAACUUACGUAAUGAAGAAAGAAGUCAGAGGGAGUUCAACACAGAGAAAACUCUUCAAGAGAUCAGGGAAAACUGCAUUCAAGGUUUUGUAAAAAAAGGUGUUGAGUCUCCACAACUUCCUGCACACAAGAAGUAUGUUCUGCUGUUGGCCAUUCCCAACAUCAGCCUGGAGGUCAUCAGGAAGAAGAAAGAGGCUUUACAAACUAAAAUAAAGUUCUACGCCUCUGCAUCUGCACUUGCAGCAGCUGUACCCAUCCCUGGGCUCUCUUGUGCUGCUGAUUUGAUAAUGCUGGCUGCUGUCAUUAAAGGGUACCAAGUUUCUUUUGGUCUUAAUACUGAGUCACUGCAGAAUCUUGCUUAUCGUACAAAAGUGCCAUUGGAGGAUCUCAGAGCAGUGAUGACGUCACCACUGAGUGCAAAAAAACAAAACAUAGAUUUGAUCGUUAAGGUGUGUUUUUCUGUGAUUGAUCUUGCUAUAAUGAUAGCAAAGGAAAGGUUCAGAUUUGUUCCAUUCAUUGGAAUCCCAAUAGCAUCGACCCUCUCUUCUGCCUUCACCUACAGAGCUCUCAGUUCUUCCCUUGACAUGCUUGCUGAGGAUGCACAGAAGGUGUUUGAAAAGGCUCUGGGUUUGAACACAGCAGUGUGA
This is a messenger RNA of Centropristis striata (black sea bass), 1197 nucleotides long. RefSeq names its product interferon-inducible GTPase 5-like. Gene Ontology annotation, cellular component: membrane. Bases 79 to 1197 code for a protein of 372 amino acids. The record is from RefSeq and is a predicted model, not a curated record. NCBI's taxonomy places the organism in Eukaryota, Metazoa, Chordata, Actinopteri, Perciformes, Serranidae. The transcript is spliced from 4 exons. Gene Ontology annotation, molecular function: GTP binding.